Lemur catta (Ring-tailed lemur) is the source of this 1588-nucleotide messenger RNA. RefSeq names its product gap junction protein alpha 4 (gene GJA4). Gene Ontology annotation, cellular component: connexin complex. The record is from RefSeq and is a predicted model, not a curated record. The transcript has 2 exons. Gene Ontology annotation, biological process: cell communication. Lineage: Eukaryota; Metazoa; Chordata; Mammalia; Primates; Lemuridae. Bases 133 to 1134 code for a protein of 333 amino acids.
CGCUAUUUAAGGCGCCCCGCCCGCCGCCCGCGCCGCCGGCAGGUCCCGCACGGCUCCCGCGGGCCCCGCUCCAGCAUCGUCCCCGCCGCCACCUGGGCUGCCCGGCAGGCAGGCGACACAGGCCCGGCAGCCAUGGGUGACUGGGGCUUCCUCGAGAAGCUGCUGGACCAGGUCCAGGAGCACUCGACUGUGGUGGGCAAGAUCUGGCUGACGGUGCUGUUCAUCUUCCGCAUCCUCAUCCUGGGGCUGGCCGGUGAGUCGGUGUGGGGUGACGAGCAGUCGGAUUUCGAGUGUAACACGCUCCAGCCAGGCUGCACCAACGUCUGCUACGACCAGGCCUUCCCCAUCUCCCACAUCCGCUACUGGGUGCUGCAGUUCCUCUUCGUCAGCACGCCCACCCUGGUCUACCUGGGCCACGUCAUUUACCUGUCUCGGCGAGAGGAGCGGCUGCGGCAGAAGGAGGGGGAGCUGCGGGCACUGCCAGCCAAGGAUCCACAGGUGGAGCGGGCGCUGGUGGCCAUAGAGCGCCAGAUGGCCAAGAUCUCAGUGGCAGAGGAUGGUCACCUGCGGAUCCGUGGAGCGCUGAUGGGCACUUACGUGGCCAGCGUGCUCUGCAAGAGUGUGCUAGAGGCAGGCUUCCUCUAUGGCCAGUGGCGCCUCUAUGGCUGGACCAUGGAGCCCGUGUUUGUGUGCCAGCGGGCACCCUGCCCCUACCUCGUGGACUGCUUCGUCUCCCGCCCCACGGAGAAGACCAUCUUCAUCAUCUUUAUGCUGGUGGUCGGACUCAUCUCCUUGGUGCUCAACCUGCUGGAGCUGGUGUACCUGCUGUGCCGCUGCCUCAGCCGGGGAGUGAGGGCCCGGCAGGGCCAGGACACCCCUCCAGCCCAGGGAACCUCCUCAGACCCUUACACGGACCAGGUCUUCUUCUACCUCCCCAUGGGCCAGGGGCCCUCGUCCCCACCAUGCCCCACCUAUAACGGGCUCUCAUCCAGUGAGCAGAACUGGGCCAACCUGACCACAGAGGAGAGGCUGGCUUCUUCCAGAACCCCCCUCUUCCUGGACCCACCCCCGCAGGGUGGCCGGAAAUCCCCCAGUCGCCCCAGCAGCUCUGCUUCCAAGAAGCAGUAUGUGUAGGGGCCUGGGGCUUAUGUCAACCAACAGAGAAGUGACUAGACUGGAGAAGCAGGUGCUUGCUGGCCAGGGGACCUCACUGCAGGUAGUUCUUGAACACCUGGGGCCUUCCUGGUGACCAGAGAGCACCAUGGCUUCUGUCCAGAAGGUGGGUUUGCCCCAGGCACAGGGCCCGCAUGGGGUGCUCUUGGCCAAGGGUGUUGUGAGCCCUCUAGCCUUUUUCACCUGCUCCAGGGGGACCCAGAGCCAACUCACCCAACCCCACCCUUAUGGAAGAUUCACCCCUGCCCAGGUUGUCCUCACAGGAGAAGGCAGACCGGGGCUUCUGGGUUGGCCUUGGUCACACGGACAGAGCCUGUGUUGGAUCUCGCCUGUCAGGGGGACUGCUGCCUUGUUUUCAUCACUCCUUCCUAGUUCUACUGUUUAUGCUUCUAAAAUAAACAGGACUUGAUCACAA